AUGCCUGCACGACGAGUUUCAGGAAACUGCGAAAAGUGCCACAUGCCUUACAAUUCUGCUAGAGCAUUGAGGACCCACUAUGCAAACUCGACUUUUUGCGAGCCCAAGAAAGCAAGAACAGAAGACACUCCCUUAUCGAAUAGUCAAGAACGAUCCCAGGCAAGCAUGCAUUCACAAGACGAUACUCCAACGGCUACCACAAGUAAUCAAGGAAAUCAGUCAUUACAGCAGCAUGCUGCAGAGCAAAGAAUAGAACUGCCAUCAAUUGAGUCCUUUUCAUACUACAGUAGCUUCACUCUUGAACAAAAGGAAGGCCUUCGACAUGUAUAUGAUCUUGACACCCUCUCUUACGCCACUGAUUUUAAUGAAAGUGAAUUGCUUUCAUUGAAGCUCCGUGACAUAUUCGACAAGUAUCCAGCAUCGAGAGAAAUGAGUCGUGAAAGUAUAUACUUUACAAAUACAAUCAUUAAGAAUAUAGCAGAGGCAGGAGGUGGCACUGAAAGAGGCAUUGUAUUUCCAAAGCUGAUUCAGUUCGAUACUCUAGAGGCGCGCAUGAGAAAGAAGACAAGCGUACAAGCAUUCAUCUACAAGGUCUGUCCUCAAGGCUGCAAAGUUUAUCCCAAGAACGAUACAUCAGUCCAAGGAGUGUGCAAUCACUGUGGAACUCCCAAAAGCGAAGCACAAAAUAUGAAGGUCUUGAGCAUCGGUGAUCAGCUAGCAAGAGUCUUGAGUGACAAGUCCAAACGAGGUGAGCUCAUGUCGUAUCGACGUAACUACCAACAUGAUCCACAUUUUUACCGAGACUACUUUGACGGUCAAGAGUACAUUAACUUUCAACAAAGACGGAAAAGACAUGGCACCAACGUAGAUGAGGAACCUAUUCUGCUUGCCUUGUAUGUCGACGGCUUCAAACCCCAAAGCAACUCUUUUGCUGGCGAUACCUUAACGCUAUUCCACGUUGUAAUUUUGUCAGCCCCUCCACACCUCAGAUACUUGGAUGACUGGACUGUUCAGACAAUGAUUGCACCCGGCAAGAAGGCUCCAGUGGAUCUUGAAAGCUACUUGGCUAUUUUUGUGGACGAAAUUCGUGAUCUUAGUGAACAUGGCAUGCUGGUUCGAGUGAAUGGUGGUGAAGUUGCCCGAUUUGGCUGUAUGAAGUGCCUCAUAGACACACAAGGAGGCCAAUGCUUUACUCGCACAAUCAGAAAUUUCCAAUACAGAACUCUCGAACAACUGAAAGCACCACUGCCUGUUGGCGUAAAACAUGUGUUUAACAUCAAAGGACCAUCCAUAUUUACCACUCUCAAGUCUUUUCCUGCCAACCCAUCGUUCUACGGUCUCGACACGCUUCACCUACUGAGCAUUGGAUUAGCUAAGCAUUUGUACGAGCUCUUGUCUUCUCCAUUGCAUCCAUCCAAGUUUGAUAACCGAUACAAGCCCUCUAUCGAAGAGCUGAAAGAAGCAAAGCUUGAUAAAGCAAGUGCCUGGCCUUACACCUUUGAUUUAGAUCCCAAAGUUCUGGCAAAGAUCGGUCAGUAUGUGGCUCAGUCAAAGAAGACCAUUCCAACUACCUUCAAUGCACCAUUCAACGACAUUUUUGCACCAGGAGGAGUUACCAACUACCGAGCAGUUGACUAUGAAGAGUUCAUGAUUUUCAUUGUUCCAGCCCUGAUAGCACCACACUAUCCUGACUCAAUCAGAAAACCUCUUCUGGGUAUCGUUAAAGUGGCAGCUUUGGUAUUGCAGAAGAAUGAAUUGCAUGCUUCAGACUUACAAUUCAUAGAAGCUAAGGUUAACGAUUGGCACAAACUGCUGAUCACUGAAAUCAAAGCCAAACGCCUUCCUAUCAAGACCUUUCGACCAAACGCCCAUUAUUUAGGACACUUGACUUACAUGAUCAAAGCGCAAGGUUUACCGGCUUCCACUUCCAGUCGAUCUAUCGAAAGAUCCAUCGGCAGGUACAAACGCUUGAUAAGUGCUCGCACAAAUGUUGGUAUAAAUGCCGGAAACAUCAUUGAUCGUUUGGCAAUUAUGCGAGCCAUCAAGGCAUCUACAACUGGUGAUGGUACAGGCGAUGGUGAAGACAAACUGAAUGAUCUGGAUGCUCGAAUCAAUCUCUUAGUGCCUCGACGAUACGAUCCAACUACCUUCGUAAAUCUAAAGAAUGACAAUGGCAACGGAAGUCAGCUCUGGUAUCCAGUCAUCCACACAACGGUUUCAAGUAUCCCAACCUCCAUCAACGUCAACACACCUCUUUUUGUCAAGGCUAUACAGUCCUACUACGACCGGCAAUACUCAACUAAUGUUCUGCAGAAUGUCCAUAUCAAUGAUCAACUGGAUAUUGUCGUCUCUGGAAGUGCCUGGGCUUACAACUGCACUUAUCGUUCAGAAUACUAUCGCGAUCUCACCGGUGCUAAUUCUAGAGGAAGCCACUACAUCAUGGUAUGGGCAGAACACUUGAGUAACUCUCGUCGCAAGGUCAAAGCUUUCUAUGUAGGGGCUGUUAUUUUCAUGUUCAAGCUCGAAAUUGAGGGGAUUGGCGAUGAGUUGUUCUUGCUUAUUCGAUUAGGAAAGACUCAUGCUGUUGACGACAAAGACAAGACGAUGCCCAUAGUGGAGCUGGAUGAUGACCAGGAUUCAUCCGCAUAUCUGGUGUGCACAUUUGAGCAGGUCAUUUGCCAAGUUGGUCUGAUGCGUUUUAGCGAGAAUGACAAGAGAUAUAAAGUGAUAACGAAGGAAAAGGUUUUCCGGGCCUCGAUAGAGACUUAUAAACCUGGAAAAAACUCAUUUGUGCUACCUCAAUAA
Mucor velutinosus is the source of this 2805-nucleotide messenger RNA. RefSeq names its product succinate dehydrogenase flavoprotein subunit. The record is from RefSeq and is a predicted model, not a curated record. The coding region runs from base 1 to 2805 and encodes 934 amino acids. The transcript is spliced from 8 exons. Lineage: Eukaryota; Fungi; Mucoromycota; Mucoromycetes; Mucorales; Mucoraceae.